UGCACACAUGGCGUGUGCAAGUGCGAGGAUGCAGAGGCUAGUAGCUGUGCGUCGGGCGCCUCAAUUGCUGGUCAGCAUGAGAAGAUUUUCAGAAGAGAGACUUCCAACCUUGACCCUGUUCACCAAGAAAUACAGUCCUUGUUCCCUAUGCGAUGAUGCUAAAGAAGUGCUGAAACAAUAUGAAAACGAGUUCAUUUACGAAGAGGAGUACAUAGACUUGGCUGAAAACAAGGAGUGGUUUGAGCGGUACAAAUACGACAUCCCUGUCAUCCAUAUGAAUGGAGACCUCCUCAUGAUGCACAGAGUGGACCAGGACAAGCUCAGAACUGCUCUUGAUUCACUCACGAACAACAAGACAUAGGCACAAUUCAGUUUUUUUCCUGACUGUCGUGUAACAAAUAAAACGAAGACACAUAAAUAAAAACAAUGUUUUCAGCUGUACUCUGAACUCAAAUUAGCAGCGCUGCUACUGUCAGUAUGUGGAGACCUGUUAGGAGAAGAGCUCUCCCAUCUAAAGUACUGGCAGCCCGACCCCCUCCCUCCCGGGCAGGAGAAGAACGGUCUGCCUUGGUUGGGUCCAGGGCUGGUCACAAUCUUCCUCUUGGCCCUCUUGCCACACUUGCACAAUGGUGGAGUCAGUUUUCCUCCGUUGAACGGCUGUGGAGAGUCACAGGACAAAAUUGAGGAGGAGUUGGACCGGAAGCUCUUUGCUCUUAUCCACUUUGUGGUUGAUGGAGUUCGAAAACUGGACCUCCUCUCCAUUUGCUUGGUUGUACUACUGUUAGCGUCUCUGUGAGGCAUACUGGUAUCGAUAGUGGUAGGUGGAAGUGGAGGUUGUUGCUGUACUAGAAGUGGAGUCGGGGUUUUUGGCGUGUGUGUGAGUGAAGGUGAUUGUAAGAGGCGAGGUACUGAUGUACAGGCAGACGUGUGUUGCUGAUGUGUGGAUAGAUUAGCGGUGGUUAUCUCGUGAGUGUUAUGUGGAGGGAGGAGCGUGACUGGUAAAAUGUGGGAGAGAAAGUUUGAUCUCGAUGGUGUGCUGUUGGCUUUGGGGCAGGCCUUUGAAAUGUUGAGUGAUUUGAUCGAACUGCACUUGUCUGCAUGGGUGCAUUGGGUGGUGGUUGGCACUUCUGAAAAGUUGUUCUUCUCAAGUUCAUCAAACUCGUGGGCAAUUCCGUUCAGGAAGCUUUCGUCACUUGGACUUGUUUUUACCUGCCCCUCUUCUGCUGUUAUUUUAUGUAGCUGGGCACCACUGGGUGACUCAAGUGAAGCAUUUUGACUGGUAUUCUCCUCGUCUCCUAGAGUCGGACUUUCCUCAAUUGUUGUGACCGGGUUGAGGGCAUUCAAAGACGGCUGGUUUUCUUGUUUCUGAGCCGUUGAUUCCUCCAUUUUCCUCUCGGCCUCUUUCGACAGGUCUGGAGCUCUGAUGAGUGGAGCUGCUGCCUGAAAUAAAAGGGAAUGUGGCAGUGUAAUAAUACGCGGCUAAAUUUAGAAACAGCUACUAAAGAUUGUGAAAUUUUAGUUGCAUUCUUG
Messenger RNA from Geodia barretti, 1530 nucleotides. Lineage: Eukaryota; Metazoa; Porifera; Demospongiae; Tetractinellida; Geodiidae. The record is from the annotation of a GenBank genome assembly.